AUGCAUGAGCACGUUGUUUCGGAUUAUGCGGAUGGUCAGGCGGGAGAGGUGGUCCCAGCAGAUACUGAGAAACGUGGCGACCCAGCUGCGGAGAAGAAGUCCGGAUAUGCAGGCCGCGACUGGCGCGAGCGACUCCUCGUUCCCUGGAUCUUCCUUUCCACCAUCGUGGGCAUUGUCUUGGGCAACCUUGUUGACAGCGUUGGACCGGCAUCACCACAGGGUAGCUUCGUCGACGUGUUCGUCCGCUGGAUUAUUGCGCCUCUACUCAUGCUUGGCCUUGCGUGGGGACUCUUACCGGAUAAACAAAGGCUGCAGAGUGGGUCGAUUUUCGUAAAUCUUGCCCGUUGCAUCGCAAUGAGACUCCUGCUAGUCUUGGUCAAAUCAGGACUCGUUUUAAUCUGGUCUCGCUUAGGAUCUAUUCCCUGGAUUCCUUAUAUCUGUUGUGGAAUAGCCGUACUACGGUAUUCGGUUCGUAGGCUCGCACCAAGGGUCGGCGACACCGGAGCAAGUGCCAGCUGA
Molecule: messenger RNA, 519 nt
Organism: Rhinocladiella mackenziei CBS 650.93
Lineage: Eukaryota; Fungi; Ascomycota; Eurotiomycetes; Chaetothyriales; Herpotrichiellaceae
Exons: 3
Coding region: 1-519 (172 amino acids)
Biological process (GO): arsenite transport; antimonite transmembrane transport
Cellular component (GO): plasma membrane
Molecular function (GO): antimonite transmembrane transporter activity; arsenite transmembrane transporter activity; antiporter activity
Source: RefSeq, a predicted model, not a curated record